Ctenocephalides felis (cat flea) is the source of this 1614-nucleotide messenger RNA. Its product is annotated as KAT8 regulatory NSL complex subunit 3-like. The record is from RefSeq and is a predicted model, not a curated record. Gene Ontology annotation, biological process: positive regulation of transcription by RNA polymerase II. NCBI's taxonomy places the organism in Eukaryota, Metazoa, Arthropoda, Insecta, Siphonaptera, Pulicidae. Gene Ontology annotation, cellular component: NSL complex.
ACAAACACGACACCGAAUUUAUUGCUGGCAGGUGAUUUCAAUGAUUUAUUAUCUGGCUUCCCAAGUCCUAUGAGUGAAAUUGCACCUGACGAAUUGAUACCGUCUUUUGCUAAUUUUAUACACGAUUUAAGCAGCUUUUCAUUCGAGGAUACAGUCAGCGCUAAUACUAUCGCCAUGGAGCACAGUUAUUCUAGAGCUUGGAACUGGAGGCCAGAAACUAACACCUUCAAGCCUGCGAGAAAUUUGCUAGUACACAGACCACCUGCUUGUCCUGGAUGCCAUGAAGAAUCUGAAGAUCCCUAUAUAGAUGUAGAUGGUCCUCUGAGUCCCCCGCCCCCAUUACCUUAUGAUGUUGAGAAAGGUAGAUUAUCUAUGAAUGAAAUCGAAAACAAAGUUGAAUACAUUACCAAGUCUGAAGAUGAUGAAUGGGAAGAUAAAAUUGAUCGUAAACAUUGGAGUGCUAAUGAGAGAGCUUAUUUUGAACGGUUGAAGACUAUUUUAAAUGAUGAUUUGGUUGCAAGAUUGACGUACCAAUAUCGAAAUGAACCGGUGCUCAGAAGAUCAAUAGUGGAUCGAUCAGUAUUGAAAUUCAGACGUGCUUUUAGUACCAUAGGAUGGGAUAUGAAAAUUCUGCAGGGGAUGCAUAAUGUGUUUAUUGAUCACUUGAACAAAAGACUGCUAUCUGUUUAUAUAGACAUUUUACAGGGUCUUAAAAGCAAAUUACCUGUUCUUGUUGAUAAAUUAAUGUUUAGUAGUAUUUUUAGGAACGGUGCGUGUUAUGAAGGACUUGUUGAUUUACUGAAAAAGCCUUGGAAUCCUUUAGAUGAUAACAUUAUUAAUAGUAAAACUAAAAAGAUACCAAAUAAUCCUAUAUUUUUUUGUGUGUCCAAGCUGUCCACAAGUUAACUCAAUGCUACCAAGUCGAUAUCAACAAUUAAUGUCUUUUUAAGUGCCAUUGCAACAGUUGAAAAUGUGUCAUUAAAUCUAGGUUUCUCAUCAUCUCGGUUUACACUCACACAAGUAGUUGAACAUAUGCUGGCGACCUCCAGAACGCGGUUACAAGAAGUUAAAUCCGAAAAUCCGGAUAGGCCUAUUAUACUUAUAGGUUUUCAUAGUGGAGCAUCAUUAGCAUUCCAAAUUGCACAAACUGAAAUGGUCACUUGUAUUGUAUGCAUUGGAUUUGAUAUUCACACAGCGGAAGGUAUGAGAGGAACUCCUGAUGAUAUUAUUUUAAAUAUUCCAUGUCCUAUUUUAUUUAUAAUGGGGGAAAAUUCUGCAAGAUCACAUCCUGAAGAAAUUGAGAACUUACGAGAAAAUAUGAGUGCAGAAACUUCCCUUAUUAUUAUUGGAAGUGCUGAUGAUUCUUUAAGAUUGAGUUGUAAUAAAAAGAUUUAUGAAGGUGUUACACAGCCUAUGGUUGAUAGAUGUAUUAUUGAUGAAAUAGCAGAUUAUGUGACAUCUAUACUACUUAAUCCGUAUCCUGAUGCCUCAAAGCAAAGAACGAGUUAUAUCACUAAUUAUAAACAAUCCUCCAUCAAAAACAAUUUCGAACUAAAAAGAUAUCAAAACGUAGGUUUUCUAGUGGCAGUUAUUGUGAUAAUGACCUUAAUUUGA